Messenger RNA from Lagenorhynchus albirostris (white-beaked dolphin), 3881 nucleotides. It is a transcript of the gene TRARG1, whose product is annotated as trafficking regulator of GLUT4 (SLC2A4) 1. Bases 385 to 1077 code for a protein of 230 amino acids. NCBI's taxonomy places the organism in Eukaryota, Metazoa, Chordata, Mammalia, Artiodactyla, Delphinidae. Gene Ontology annotation, cellular component: membrane. The transcript has 4 exons. The record is from RefSeq and is a predicted model, not a curated record.
ACACACACACACACCCUCCCUGACUUAGUCUAAGCCUCACUCCGGAGAACAGCAGUCUUCUCUCUGCUCUUCGAGCUGCUUUCUGUUGCUUCCCCGCCCAUCUGUGCUGUCAGCAGCAUCGGCAAAGUUGGCCUCAAACUUGAAUGGAGCUGAAGGCUCCAGCUUCCCGGAGCUCCAUGGGGCAGUAGGCCGGCCUGAGACUCUGAACUCAGCUGGCCUGGAGAGGCUGACCCUCCCAGCCCCCAGCUGGCCCUUGCUCUCCUGGGUGACACGUCUGCCCCUGACCUGUAGGCCCUGAGUCUGGGCUGAGGAAUGGUGCGCUGAGGUCCCUCUGGAGCCCCUCGUCCCGGCCUGGAGCUGGAGCAGCCCAAGGCCCAGGCCAGCAUGGCCCACCCCGGGCAGCCUCAGUUUUCCCCGGCGCAGGAGCCAGGCACCGUCUCACCCCUGGACCUGCCGGAGAUGGAGAAACUCCUCACCAAGGUCGGGGGCCAGGAUGACAAGCCCCUGAAGCUGUCCAAGUCCCCCUCGGGGGCUCUGGACCUGGAGCAGGGCUGCCACAGCCUGCCCUUCAAGGUGGUAUCCGAGGGGCACCGGGAGGCCUCGAUCCCCCAGGCAUCCUCCCGGGCCAGCUCGAGGCGGGCAUCCUCCAUUGCCACCACCUCCUACACCCGGGACAGAGAAGUUCCCAAAGAUUACCUCGUCCUUGCCAUCACCUCCUGCUUCUGCCCCAUCUGGCCCCUCAACCUCAUCCCCCUCAUCUUUUCCAUUAUGUCUCGAAGUAGCAUGCAACAGGGAGACCUGGACGGGGCCCGGAGGCUGGGCCGCCUGGCCGGCAUGCUCAGCGUCACCUUCAUCAUCCUGGGGGUCGUCAUCAUCAUCGUGGCCGUGGCUGUCAACUUUGCAGACAGCAUCCCUGAUGAGACAACCAGGACCUACUGGAAGUCAACCAUGCACGUGCUGGAAGUCAGGAAGCAACACUUCUGUGAGUGCCCAAAGGUGGCCCAGGGAAGUUAUCCAAGCAGGACGACCAUUUUCAAAGGUGACACUCAGCUGCUCACAGAGCCCAGGCAGCUUUGAGAAUUUCUGGGCUAUGCAGUUCAGAAGAAAUAAACCUAACUAGGGGGCUGUGCUAGCAGAAGCAGGCCCCCACCCACUGGAAAGCUCCACACCCACAUGCCCCAUGUACCUCGGAGGACAGGAUGGUGACUGCCAAGUGCCCACCUGUCCCCCAGCUCCAAAAGUACAAACUUGUAGGGAAACCCCCAAGUCACCCCAUUGCCAGCCCACAUCAAAUGGGAAAGCAAGAGGAAGAAAGGAAGGGAGGAGAUGAAAUUGACUGUGAAACCAGUGAAUACUGUGGUUUAAUCUCAGAUGCACAUCCCGGCAUUUUAACCCCAGGGUUCUGGCUGGUUUCUCAUCCCCACGACUUCCUGGGACCUGCCAAGCAGCACAUACAGCCAGAGUGAGAAGAAACCAGCCCCACAAGCAAGACUACAGCGGGGAGAGAGGUAGCACAGUCCCUGCGUGUCUGACGACCGGGAGAAAAGACGCGGGCCUUUAUUAUCUUUUGUAUUUUUCUUGAGGCAGGAUAAAAAAGACUGUGUGCAUGCCUUGUGCCACGUGCCUGCUGCGAUCCCAGCCAGUACCCUGAGCUCAGAGGCCAAGCUUCUGCUCAGCACAUGCCCUGAAACCCCUCGGACACACAGGAUGUGCAGCUGCUCUGGAAAGAGGCAACAGCCAUACUUCAAUCCUACAUCCAUCGCAGGGUGCAGGCACCGAGCGGAAUGUUGGUGGAGACAGAAACGGGGACAGCAUGACCCACAGACCUCUUCCCAGACAUUUCAGCCUCACGAGCAUCUCGGCUGAGAAGUCUGGUGUCAGAGCAUCUGCCAGGCUGACGCAGUCUGCCUCUAGUCCCUACCUGGGCUGUAGCCUGGGCACCAACCAAGAACUCCCGGGGCCUGACCUUGCCUCCAGGACAGCCAGUGAAAAGGAACCCAGGCCUGAGCUCUCAUCCUGACAGGCCCUCCCUGGCUGUCUGGGGCACAAACUCAGAGUUUCAUGCAGAGGGGCUCAGGGUCCCCAUGCAGAGGGGCUCAGGUGGGGCCUGGGCUCCCAGCUCCCAGCCCAGCUGCAUCUGAUGCUCUGUGCCUCACCCUGUGCCCCUGGCCAACCACAAACAGUGAAGGCUUUCCCUGGAGCAGGCUUUGGGACCACCCCUGGGGGAAAUUCCCAUGGGCUCCCAGGCCAUUAGGGGUGUUUGUGCCUUCUGCAGGGGCGUGGGCCAGAGUUUUUAUGAAGGUUUGUUGUUCAUGGGGUCUAGAGAGUUUCAAGAAAGAGGGAAGAGCUUGGCUGAAGGGUCCCAUCUUUGGGGACCCAGGCUUAGGAACACAUCCACAUGCCCAGAAUCAGGGGCCCGGACUCCAUGGCCUUUGUCUCAGGACUUAAUGGGACACCUGGAAGGAGUUAAGCAGGGCCCCUCAGAUUUCUCCCGGGUCUUUCUUGCUCCCACUUCCCCUGUUGGCUUCAGCCCCCAAACCCUUGGAGAAGGAUGCUACAGGCCUUCCCACCCUGUGAGGCCCUGCCUAGCAGCUAGGGUUCCAGGAGGUUGGGAGGGCAGGUUCUCAGGGCCCCAAGUUGGCCAAGAAUGUUUCCUCUGUGCCUGUUCAGGACCCUCAUGCCUCCUUUCAGGGUCCCUGCCCGUCUCUCCCACCCUCCUCAGAGGCUCCUGAGGAGGGAGCAUGUCAGCACAGAGGCUCUGUCUGCCGGGAGGGGCUCUGGGUCCUGGGUGCAGCCCCAAGCCUUCUAGGAGGGCCUGUAUGAACGAGGGGAGGGUUCAGGGCCCAGGGGCAUGGGCAGAUCCCUCUAGGGCUGGCGUUCCUGUGUCAGUCACCCACCCAGGGAAUAAACUCCAACCUCUCCCGACCCUAAAGGAGGGACCAGCUGGAUUUGCUUUAUGGGACCUUUGAGGCCAAAAUAGAAAUGCCCGUGUUUGUCGGGGGGGAGGAAGGGGAUAAGCCCAGAGUAUCUGUGUCACUUUCAAGGUCAGGUCAGGCCAGGGGAGUCAGGAUGAGGUCUAUGAAUCUGACAUUCACCGGCCCCCACCCUGGAAGGAGGGGUCAUGAGUCAGCUGUCUUCCGGCAGGUCCCAGGGGUCCCCAGCUUCAGCACCCAGGGAGAAGAGAGCAGUGAACCAGACUGUUUAGGCGUGGUCUUGUGGGAAAAUGAUGGCAGAGGUGGGACCGCGGCCUCUGUGUGCCCUGGGACCGUCACACACACCUAGACCUGCCCCCCAUCUACAGUCUCACCCACAAAAACAGGCCCUGCCACGCACGCACUCCCACAGAUACACACACUGGCUCCUACUCCAAACCCAGGAUGGUGGAGAAGGAGAGAAGCCACAGCAGAUCACUGCAAACGCAGGCACGGCAGGAGCAUCCUUCCGUUCAGGCGAGAACGACUUGAGAGUCUUCUAGUCAGACUAAGGAUGUAGCUCAGAGGCCUCCAAGGUGUGUGGGAGGGGCAGAGGCCUCGGGAGACGGGCCCUUCCGGCAGAGAGGAGCCCAGGGCCAGAGGAUGGGAAACCCUUCAGAGGUAAGGCUGGGACGGAGGGACCCUGCUGCCUCCCACCCACAGGUCUCCUGACACCCCCAGACCUCGUUGAAUACGAAGGGACAGUGGCCCUGCCAUCCUAGCGCCUUCGUGGGUCCAGUACUGGCUGCAUGAACACAGUGGUCCCCUGGCUUGGGGCACUGACCCAGCCCCUCCCCAGGUCCCCUAGGGAACAGCAAGCACCACCCCCUGACCACCACCGGCCCCCACUCACCAGUUCUCUCUGUAUUUCUCGGCAUGGAAAGAAAUAAAGCUGACCGUCCAAGCCCA